AUGACCGCAAUCCUUAAUAAUAGGGUCAACGCCGAACACAACCCCUUCAACAACUUCAGACCCGCUCCUACAGACGUGGACAUCGCUAUUCACGGAAUCCCUCUCUUUGACCUUAAGACAAAAGAGGACCUGAACGCCAAGUUCCCCGAGAUCUUCCUUCUCGCCUCCGGCAUCGCCCCAAUCGCAACCCGCUUCCUUCAUCCCAACGACACCGAACGCAACAGCAGGAAAACAUCUACCGUUGUAAUCACAGUCUCGGCAACCGACGCCGCCCUAAUCGGUCCCUCAAUCCGCAUCCUCUCCAGACCCCGCAAAUGCACAGUCAUGUGGUCCGCCUCCCCCAUCACACAAUGCAAGAAGUGCUAUAAAUUCGGACACCCUGAACAGGGCUGUAAACAAGAACACCACACUUGCCCCAUCUGCGCAAGAAACCACACCAAACAAGAACACACCUGCCCCGCCAACUGCAAUGGCCGCCGCUAUGAUAACCUCGGAUGCUGCGCAGCAGUACGCGCUAAAUGCGUAAACUGCGAUGGCGCCCAUGCCUCAACCUCCAACAACUGCCCAGCCCUUGCAGCCCUUAUUGAGAAUAAUAGACCCAAGAGACCAGCCGCACCAACCACCCCUGCCCCAGAUACCAACCAGUCAGUCACCGAAUCACCAGAAACACCCAUGCCGGAUGCCAACUCAGCUCCCCCAUCCACCCAAACGGCUUAA
Molecule: messenger RNA, 717 nt
Organism: Morchella sextelata
Lineage: Eukaryota; Fungi; Ascomycota; Pezizomycetes; Pezizales; Morchellaceae
Exons: 1
Coding region: 1-717 (238 amino acids)
Source: RefSeq, a predicted model, not a curated record